AACAAAUACAAUGUUUGUUUACCAUUUUAUUUGCCAAGUUAUCUGCUUGGGAGUUAGUGGUUGGUGGCCUGCCAGAUUCGAUCCACCCUAAUUUCAGAAACCAUUAUUAAUUAUUUGCAGUAUUUGUUCUACAGAGGCAAAUAUUAAAGCAGGAACCAAUGAUCAUAUAUAAAUUCAUUCUUGGGAAAUAAACAUGGCCAAAAAAACCACAGAAAAUAAGAAACCUGGAUAUUUGGAAAAUGAUUCUAGUCUUGUUGAAUCUAAUGAAAUUUACAGCCAAAAGCUGGACGAACUAAUUUCAAAAAUGUACACAUUUGUUGAAGUAGAUGAGAAAGUGGAAAAACAGCCUAUAAUUGAGCCUUGUGCAGUUGAUCACACAAUUUCAUUUGAUUUCCUUCCUGCAACUGCGAUAAAUGAAAAACACACUGUCAACAAAAAAAUGAUAAUAUGGAAGCCAAAGCCCAAGUUCUUUGAAAAAAUAACUUAUGAAGAUAUGUGCAGUGUUGUAGUGUCUGGUGACUGGAUUUUGAACAAACAGGGAAUUUACGGAAACGGUAGAGUAAGGAGGAGUGAACUUGUUACUGGAGCUGUUCAUUCUUCUGCACUUAAAAAGAAAGUUCAAUAAAAAAUAAUGGAGUUUCUCAUUGUACAGACAAAAACUUUUCUUCAUUUAUUAUUUUCAAACUUAACUUAGCUACCAUGAUUGCCAAAUGACAAAAGAUCAAAUGCUAUGGAAAGAUAUCGAUAAUUUUAACUAUAUUGUCCGGCCGGACAUGUAUAUUUGUAAGUUUAUUUGGUAAUCUUGUCAGCAAGUUAUUCUUGUACUUCCCGAUUUAGCCGCUUAGUUAGAAAACUUUCAGUAUACAACAGGACAUGAAUAAUUCAAAAGGGUCAGUGAAAUGCGAUCGGAUCUACGUGAUAACCAAUUUGUUUGUCUUUUUACAUACAAUGUGUUCUACACCAUAAAAAGAGCAGGGGUAUUGGGAGCAUAACAAUUAUCAUCUAUAGCUACUGUAAACGCAUAGAACUGAGAAAUGGCUAUUCUUCAUGUGCAUCCUAGCAGAAAAAUUGAUUGAUAAUCCGUAUACAUCGUAUCCUUAUUCCGUAGGCAACUUGAAGCUUGGAAUUUCACUGAAUGGAUUUAGAAAAUCAAUCAUGACUCGAAUAUCGAAUUAUCAAUCAUGACUUGUGGACACAAUGUACUACUACAAGUACUGCGUUUCGUUUGUCUUAUUUUUGUCUUGCUUUUUCUAUGUUUGAGUAAUUUUUAAGCCGUCCAAUUUCAAACCAAAAUUGAGCGACUGCGCCUGCGCUUUAUUCUUUCCAUUCGAAAGCGCUUUCAGUCUGAGAGCGUGGGCAACAGAAACACAUGUCAAAAGCCUUGUCGUGAUUUUUUAAAAACCAAAAACGUUCCUUUCGGAGACAUCAACUGAUUUUCCGAGCGGUGUUUACGAUGUCGAAUCAAUGUGUGAACGAAGCGUUUGAGCUAGGUGAGAAUUUGAGCGAUCGAGAUGUUGAAACCGAUGAAGCGAAUAAUAAAAAACAGGAGACCGCUUCUGCUCCGAAUGGAAUGCACAGCCAAAUUUUACCUGAGGAUGAUUUGAGGAUACCUGAGACAAUGUUAAAGACUUCCCCAGAUGAAGAAACAGUAUCCCAGAUCGCUCUGACUGAAGAGAAAACAAAGGAAGAUGUCGACGUCAAGGAAGAAAAUGAAACAAGUGAACGCGGGGCAUGGAGCAACAAACUAGACUUUCUAUUUUCCUGCAUCAGUGUUUCCGUUGGAUUGGGAAAUAUUUGGCGUUUCCCAUAUCUAUGUUAUAAAAAUGGUGGAGGUGCGUUUUUGAUAGCAUAUUUUGUCGCUAUGGUGUUCUGUGGCAUUCCGAUAUUCUAUGCAGAGGUCGCAUUAGGUCAAUAUUUAGGAGUUGGGGGCAUGACCUUUAUCGGUCAAAUAGUGCCCAUCAUGAAAGGAGUUGGUUUUGCCACCAUGGUGGUUGUCGUACUUAUCGACAUUUAUUAUACCAUAAUCAUCGCAUGGACCCUAUUUUACUUGAUUGCUUCAUUUACAGCUUUACCAAGUCUCCCGUGGGCUGGCUGUAAUAACACAUGGAACACACCCAAUUGUUAUGUCCCGACUGAAAUUACGAAUUUAACUAUCGGUGCCAGCAUAUCCAGCUCCUCAGUGUCGGCAGUCGAAGAGUUUUGGACGGAACGGGUUUUAGGUAUUACAGAUGGCAUCGAAAACUUGUCUUCCGUUCGUUGGGAACUCUUUGGAACAUUGAUAUUGGCGUGGAUUCUUGUCUAUUUCAUCAUCUGGAAGGGUUUGAACGAAAGCGGUUACAUUGUCUGGUUUACUGCCUUAUUUCCUUACGCUAUUCUUCUGGUUCUCCUUGUCCGAGCAGUUACACUUGAAGGCGCCGAGAUAGGAUUACUCUACUAUGUUACUCCAAAAUGGGACCUUCUGCUGACUGCUGGUCCGUGGAUUGAUGGUACGACGCAGAUCUUCUUUGCGUACAGUAUAGGAACAGGGGCAUUGCCUGCUCUGGGCUCAUACAAUACUUUUAAGUAUAAUUGCUUCAGGGACGCUAUGAUAACUUGCUUAGUUAACACCUUGACGUGUUUGAUUGCAGGAGUCGUUACGUUUGCCAUUCUUGGAACAAUUGCCCAUUCCACUAAUGCUAGCAUCGAUUCUGUGGUGAAUUCUGGACCUGGUCUUGUUUUUAUAACCUAUCCGGAAGUUGUUUUGCGUCUUCCAGGUGCACCAGCCUGGGCAGUCCUUUUCUUUAUCAUGCUUGCGGUGCUCGGGAUCGAUUCUGAAUUUUGCAAUGUGGAAUCCUUCGUAACUGGUCUUAGCGAUAACUGGCCAGAAAAAUUGAGAAAAAACCGAAAAUUCUUCACAUUUCUAUGUGUUUUGGUUAUGUUUCUUUUUGAUAUUCCCAUGAUAACUAAGGGUGGUGUUUACGUAUUUCAACUAAUGGAUUACUACUCUGCCAGCGGAAUGUCUAUGCUUUUUCUGGUUUUCUUUCAAACCAUCUCUAUUGCAUGGAUAUUUGGUACCAGUCGAUUCUGUGACUGUAUCGAACAAAUGUCAGGAAAAAGGCCGUCUUGGUUCUUCUACAUCUGUUGGUCCUUUUUAGGUCCACUUGUCAUGGCAGGCGUGUUCCUCUUUUACGUAAUUCAGUACAUCCCAGUAACGUAUGGUGAGAACUACCAAUAUCCAUGGUGGGCUGAAGUGAUUGGAAUUAUCAUCAGCUUGUCUUCUAUGUUGUGGAUUCCUGGUUAUGCCGCCUACUACAUUAUAACCACCCCUGGAACCUUGAGAGAAGUAUUGGUUAAAGGAAUGACUCCUAUUUGCAAGCCGAGAAAGGGUGCACCAUCAUUACCGCUUUCUGGUGGCUUCAAAGAGGCAAACGAACUUGAAAACAUUUUAUAAUUGUGUCAAAGUAGUCUGCAGCAGCACACAGCCCAGUGCAUGAAUGAAUAUGAUGAGGGUAGCUACUUAUCGUAGUCACCUGUACUUUUACGAACAUUACGUGUCAAAAUUGUAUCUAGCGGUUUAAAAUGUAAAACAGAGACUAAGCGGCAUUUGAAUAAACAGAAUCUUCUCAUUGCA
Molecule: messenger RNA, 3610 nt
Organism: Daphnia pulex (common water flea)
Lineage: Eukaryota; Metazoa; Arthropoda; Branchiopoda; Diplostraca; Daphniidae
Product: sodium- and chloride-dependent GABA transporter 1-like
Exons: 22
Coding region: 1454-3430 (658 amino acids)
Biological process (GO): sodium ion transmembrane transport
Cellular component (GO): membrane
Source: RefSeq, a predicted model, not a curated record